CAUGCAGACGAAAACAGCGGCACGCUAUUUUGAUGUGUUCUUAAUUUUUGGUGUGGCCUUCUAUGCCCAUUUGAUCUCGGCUAAAGACAGUUUCACGGAGGAGCUCUAUGUCAAGCCUCUACCUCACGGACAUGUAUAUUUCCAGUUUCACUUCUCAACGAAAUGGGAAGCUGAUAUCGGCUCCCCGGAAACAUUCCAACAUUAUAGAUUGUUCCCCAAAUCCUUGGGUGAGCUGAUCUCGGCAUACAAUGUACAGGAGCUCCAUCUCAGCUUGACACAAGGCCUGUGGAGGUAUGAGAAGUGGGGAUACCCAAAGGAGGAUGCCCCUCCUGGGGCAGAACUCUGGGUGUGGUUCCAAAAUAACACUCAGGAUGUGGACAAGACCUGGAGUGAACUGAACAAUGCCCUGUCUGGCCUGUUUUGUGCCACUCUAAACUUCAUGGACAAUAAAUCUACGACAAGUCCCAGGUGGAGUUUCCGACCAACAGGGCUGGCCACGAAGGAGUACGCCAGGGAAUCUGGUUUCCUCAGGUAUUCAGCCCUGCCCAGAGAAAUUGCCUGUACAGAGAACCUCACACCAUGGAAAAAACUGCUACCCUGUGAUUCAAAGGUUGGAUUGUCUACCUUGUUCAACACAGUGAAGCUGUAUGAUGCUAACUACCACAGUCUCAGUGUUCAUAUCCGGCCAGUAUGCUCAGAUGCUGAUUGUACUAGGCCAGGUAUAGAACUGACACAGAACCUGGCCCUGGUAUUUGAUGUACCAAGAAUCUCUUCAGGAUCUGCAAGCUGGAGUCUGAAGAAGCUGUUUAGCAGUGGACUCACCACUCAGUGUCCCCUCUCUGACAUGAGCAAGGUCUAUGUUGAUGUCACUGACAUGGAGAGUAAGGAAUCCCCAUUCCAGCUGCUGCCCGUGUCUGACUCGACUGAUGUAAGAUCUGGCCACACUGGGGACGUCCCCUAUGCUGUGUACGAUGUAGGUCUUCAGACGCGAGACGGACGCCAGUUCAACCUGGAGCUUAUGUACAGCAGUCAGUUUGGCCACAGCACUGUCAGACCCCCUCCACUCUACGCUCAUCGCUACAUUACAGGACAUGGUUUAGAGAAGGGAGGAGUCACAUGUCACCUGUACAACAGCUUACCUGAGGAUUUGAUGAUUGUUUACUUGGAGACACUCCCCUGGUACAUGAGGAUGUACUACAACACAUUGAGGAUAGAGACUAAUGGUACCAUGACAGUCAGACCCAAGCAUGUUCACUACGUCCCAGGGAAGGACAGAGAGAGACUCUACACUCUGGAACUUGUCCUCCACCUACAGGCCUACUCCAUCACAUCUGUCAGAUUUCAGUUUGACCGUGCCUUUCUCAAAUGGACAGAGUACCCACCAGAUGCCAACCAUGGGUUCUAUGUUAACUCUGCUGUGAUCAGUGUUAAACUCCCAACCAAAAACCUGGAUAAAAGUGAUGACCCUAACGCUGGGUUCCUCAGGCUUCACACAGAGAGCCUCCUGCUGCAGUUGCCUACCCCUGACUUCAGCAUGCCUUACAACGUCAUCUGUUUAGCGUGUACUGUCGUGGCCAUAGCAUUUGGCUCUCUCCACAACUUGACAACUCGCCGAUUCCAGCUCGUCGACCCGAGCAAGAAGAAAGGACUCAAGGAGAAAAUAAAGUCUUUUUUGCAGCGUGUUUUCAAACAAAAGCCCAAGGAAGGAAGUGUGGAGGUCAGUGAUACUACUAAAGAAAGCUCAGAAGACAAAUCUGGUGGAGAAAAGAUGAAAAAAAAGUCUAAAGACUCUCUGGAACAAGAGGAACAAUUGGAUAAAAAAGUGCUAUGAUGUUUUAGCUUUUAGAACGUUUUGUAUGAAGAGCAGCAGUUUUCAUGCAUUUUUAUGGAUCCUAUGUAAUUCAUGUCUACAGCAAUAAUGUAAGAGAUCUGCAGAAAUAUGACAGGAUGGUAAAUAAUGGACAUGGAAUACCCCGACAGAGUCUACAUGGGUGCUAACAACGAACUCUAAGCUCUAAUGACUCUUAAGCUUGACCAGUUUGUUUAAUUUCAUAGGCCACAGCAAACAUGCCCCACCCGCACUCAAAUUUCAAAGAGGAUGUUAAGCAGUGGCUGACACUCUUGUAGCCAUUUGGACAGUCUAACGUUUGUUGAAGACCCCCAAUGUGCACAUCGGUAUGUCACAUGGGAAAAUUUGUCAUUUACAUGACUCAGGUUUCGUGCUUUAGCACGGGCUAUCCAGUUUCCCCUGGGCACUCUGGUUUCCUUGGGGCUUUUCAGUUUCCUCUGGGCACUCUGGUUUCCUCCACCCAUAAAACUGACUGUUUUUAUACAAGUGUAAAAUUCUUGAGCAUGGUAUCAAAGAACAAUUAAACAAGUAUUAAGCAAUCUGGUUAUCCAGAUGUCUCAGUAAGAGCAAGAAGUACCCUAUAACGUUGCUCUUUCUCUUGAACAUAAUCAAGUUAAAUACGUGUAGUUUUAGAUAAACAGAAACUUUGCAGACAAUAUUAGUUACAUUGUUACUCAGUGAUAGGAUAGGAAAUGUAUGGGUGAGGUGUCGGCCAAGCUUAGUAUGAGAGUUACUGACACCAUAUAUAUAAUUAUCAGUAUCCUCUCAUUGAGUAACCAUAUAACGAAUUUACCCGGCAGAAGACCCACUAAUUCAGAACAAAACACCGAUGUACAGACGAAGCCCUUCAAUGAUAUGACAAUUGUUUUCACAAACAAAGGGAGAUAAACUGGUCAAAAGACACAUAUGACACCGGCUGCAGAAUAAGGCAAUAUGCAUGUGACUGGUGUUGUUCAAUAUUCUGUCUGAUGUGGGAUAAUAUCAGAAAGUUACUCAAAUGCUUAAUGAAUAUUUGCAGUUUUGUUCAGGUCACAAGUAUUUGAUAUUGUAUAUAUGCUAUGCCUAAGAGGUCUUGUUGUAAAUCUUCUACAGCUGCGUUCACACCACAGAAUUCGUUACAUGGACUGUAGAAUUCAACAAACUGCAACACAUUUGCUCUCAAGCGAUUGUAGGCAAAGGGUGCAAAUCAUAUGAUAUGGAGCCUGGCGUGUUUUCGUUUCACUUGGCGUAUUUGACAAAACCACAAAUCACACCGUGUGAACGUGACAUACUUUCGUAUGCAUAUAUAAUCAUAUACCCUUGCAUGUAACCUAAGGUUGGCUGUGAAUGUCUCUGAUGUUUAUCUAUGUCUGUAUGAGAGAAUGUGUGACUGAAUGUUCAUUUAUGUGUAUUUUAGGUACACUCGAAAGUACUAGGGGUGUUCAGUGUACAUCUUAUGCCCCUUGUAUGUUUUGUAUCUGAACUACUUAUAAUGAAAUCUGGUAUAAUUCUGGACAUUGUAUUUGCUCGUGUCUGAUAAGUGCUACUUCAUAUUCAACAGCAUGGAACGUGACAUGAACACAUUUGGCUGUAGAUACAGUACCAAAGCUGUCGUACUGACCUUGAAAGGUGGCGGUAAACAUGACUUUGUUGAAAA
Messenger RNA from Liolophura sinensis, 3485 nucleotides. Its product is annotated as GPI transamidase component PIG-T-like. The transcript has 10 exons. Gene Ontology annotation, cellular component: GPI-anchor transamidase complex. The record is from RefSeq and is a predicted model, not a curated record. Gene Ontology annotation, biological process: attachment of GPI anchor to protein. The coding region runs from base 2 to 1831 and encodes 609 amino acids. NCBI's taxonomy places the organism in Eukaryota, Metazoa, Mollusca, Polyplacophora, Chitonida, Chitonidae.